AUGGCACCUUAUCACACGGAAUGGGAAGAGUACGUUAAGCCCUUUCGAAAGAAUCGGCGUCUGCUUGUCGCCCGUAAUAUUGACUUCAAUGCUACUCGGGCCGAAUUCGAAGACAAUGUCCGAGCUAAGCUCACCAAGCCCGGCUCCGUCAUCUUCCUCUGGCCGCCGGCUCCAGCCCAAUACAACAGCUUGAAUAAGCAUACAGGCUCGAGGAUGCUGGGGAGUUCCGCGGCCGCCGAGUCAGAAUCGACCGAGCAAGCAUGGUUGCGGCGAGUCUCCGGAUCUACUCUUUUUUCUCCUUUAUCUCCUGUUGGAGACACUGCUCAUUGCAAAUGCCAGUAUACCCCAAGCUUCGCCAACAGACGGGAGGCUGCUCUGCCAAACGUUGCUCCCCCGAACGUUGCUUCCCACAACGCUGCCCCUCCAAACCCCGUUCCUUCCAUGGCUCCCGCCGUCCUUGGUCCCGCGACCUCUGCUCCAAGGACUGCUGAUGUCGAUCUCCCCGAACAGUCCACUUCGGGCCAUGGCUCUGCCUCCCGCGUUCAGACAAGGGAGGAUAGAGGCAAUACGAAGACAAAGACGCGGACCAGAACCAAGAAGAUGACGACCACGAGGUGUAUCUGGACGACUAAGAACGGCAAACCUCAAUCUCCUACAGACAUGACUCCCCACGGCAAAUAUCAGGAGCUGUUUGCAAAGACACAAUUCAACAAUCACGAAGAUGACAAGCAUAGUGGUCUUAUUUGGAGCGGUCGAUGGACGGUACACGCAGCCUUGCACAGCGCAUUCAUCCGCUUGCCUCCCAAGUACAUUGUGCAUUCCGAUGCAGAUAUAGAUGUUAGUAGUGCACAAGACUAUGAAGUUGUCAGGCGGUACCGCAAGAUAUUCCAAGAGCCAGUUCACAUUUCGCUUGAGCAAGAUCGGGUAUCUCAGACACGAGUCAUGAUGUCGAUCCAGAGUCUUCCAGAAGAGUUGAGCUUUGGGACGUUGGUAAGCGCCCCAACCGUGCUCAUCAUGGGUGUCACACUUCGGAACUCUUCUUCGGAAUGCGAACUGAUUGGUGGAGGCUCUCGGGCAUACCACAAUCAACAGAAUGCGACGCUCUCCCUUGCGUCAGAGACUAGCGUCUAG
Messenger RNA from Metarhizium acridum CQMa 102, 1131 nucleotides. The record is from RefSeq and is a predicted model, not a curated record. NCBI's taxonomy places the organism in Eukaryota, Fungi, Ascomycota, Sordariomycetes, Hypocreales, Clavicipitaceae.